AUCCGAUAAUAUAAAACAGCUGUAUUGUAAUUUAAGCUUAUUUAAUAUUAGUAUUAGUUGAACUUGUUGAAGACCAUCAUUAGUAUUAGAGAACAAUAAUUACGAUGACGAUUUGUAUUAACCUGUCAAAAUAUAUUGUACUUAUGUAAUAAUUUUAUGAAUAUUUGUGAAUAGGUAAUUCUUGAUAAUGUUUCCAAAAAAAUCUUCUUUUCAUUUGACAUCUUUAACUAAAAGGACUAUGAGAUAUUGUUAUCACUGUGCAAGGUUUAUAUCUUCUAAUAUUAAGGAAAAACCACUUGCAAAUCAAGGUCCAUGGAGUUUGUACUCAGAAAAAGUAAAUAAUGGUGUCCUGAGUAAAGACUCUCAUCAGGAAAUGGUAGUGCAACAUUUACAAGAAAUAUUUCAAGAAGUAUCAGUUUUUCGCAGGCCUGUUAUACAACCAAAAAUAGGGGAAUCCUUUUUUAGUAUGUUUAGAAAAAAAGAACCCCAAAAAAUAAUUGCACCAAAAGGGCUGUAUAUUUAUGGAAGUGUUGGUGGUGGAAAAACAAUGUUAAUGGAUCUAUUUUAUGAAACCGUUCCUAUAAAAGAAAAACUAAGAGUCCAUUUUAACUCUUUUAUGUUAAAUAUACAUGCAAGAAUACAUGAACUCAAAAUCAAAUCAGGCAAAGGAGCAAGUUCUUUUAGAGAUGAAGGAUCUAAGCCAUUUGAUCCUAUUCCACCCGUAGCUGCUGAUAUUACUCAAGAGUCUUGGUUGAUAUGUUUUGAUGAAUUUCAGGUUACAGACAUUGGAGAUGCUAUGAUUUUAAAACGACUAUUUACUCAACUGUUUGAUAAUGGAUGUGUUGUUAUAGCAACUAGUAACAGGAAACCUGAUGAUCUGUAUAAAAAUGGACUGCAGAGAUCGAAUUUCUUGCCAUUUAUACCAAUUCUUAAAGAGCAUUGUAAUGUUAUACAACUAGACUCUGGUAUUGAUUAUAGAAUAAGGGGAACUGGCAAUAAGUAUGGCAAGUAUUUUAUUAACAGUGAACUUACGGAGGAUAACAAUACUGUAGAUAAUUUAUUUAAGUUCCUAGUAUCAAAAGAGACUGAUACUGUGCGGGUAAGAGUGAUCAAUAUACUGGGUAGAAAUGUCAAGUUUGCAAAAACAUGCGGACGUAUUCUGGAUUCAACCUUUGAAGAGUUAUGUGACAGACCUCUUGGUGCUAGUGAUUACCUCAUAAUAUCAAAAACGUUCCAUACAGUGUUUAUAAGAGAACUACCUCAAUUAUCAAUAGUAAAACAUAGAUCGCAAAUACGAAGAUUUAUAACACUUAUCGAUACAUUAUAUGACAAUAGAGUUAGGGUUGUCAUUGCUGCUGAUUGUGAUCCAAAGGUUCUUUUUAAUCUGGAAGAUGUAAAGGAUCAAUAUGGGGAUGCUGAUAGAGCACUAAUGGAUGAUCUAAAAAUAACGAAAGACUCGGACGAUGCCAAGGCUGCAAUAUUUACUGGUGAAGAAGAAAUGUUUGCUUGUGAUCGAUGUCUUUCGAGGAUUAUGGAAAUGCAAACAGAUGAAUAUUGGGAGAAGUGGGGUAAAGACAUAAAUUAAAUCAAGUUUAUUGUGUGUGCAAAAUUAUAACUUUAAGAAUUUUUAACACUGUAAAUCUAGUAUAAAUUCUACAUUUGUCAGUCUCGACUGUUAUUAUUUAUAAACAUGUCAGUGUUUUUUUGAAUAAUUGAGAAAAUUAACUUUUGAUGUUCAUUUUGAUGAUUCACAUACGAAAUUAUCUUUUUAUUUGGAAUUUCCAAAAUAGGUAUAUAUUAAUCAUACAACGUUAUUUAUCUAUGUUAUCGUAAAAAACCCAUUUUUUUUUUCUUUGAGUACCUACAACGUAAAAAUACAGUAUGGUAUGCAUUGAUUGCAAUUGACUUACCACAUGCGAUUUUGAAAACAAUGUAUUUACAAAUAGUUGUACCCAUGAAAGUAUUUUUUUGGGUUACCUGUAUUGUACAACAUGUAUAUAAAAGUACAUAGACAAGAAUUAUUUAAUGCAAGUGCAGACACCACCAUUGAAUUUAAGAAUAGGUAUUAUUCUUUGUAUCUCAAUACAUUUGUGUCGUGUAAUAUAGAAUAAAUAAUAUAUUUAUUAAUUUAUUAAGUACAUUACAAAUUGUGUUAUAUGUUCUUCUAGUAUUUACAUUACUGUACAGAUAGACAUACAAGAAUAGCAAAACAAGUAUGUAGUUUUUAUUAAAUUAAUGUAUGUAUUAUACAGCGUAUUUAAGUGUUUUAGACCUAGACAUUGUAACUAUUUAAUACAAUAGCACAAAUGAAAACAUAUUGAUUGUUCAGU
Molecule: messenger RNA, 2330 nt
Organism: Vanessa atalanta (red admiral)
Lineage: Eukaryota; Metazoa; Arthropoda; Insecta; Lepidoptera; Nymphalidae
Product: putative ATPase N2B
Exons: 7
Coding region: 188-1585 (465 amino acids)
Cellular component (GO): cytoplasm; mitochondrion
Molecular function (GO): ATP hydrolysis activity; ATP binding
Source: RefSeq, a predicted model, not a curated record